Messenger RNA from Vombatus ursinus (common wombat), 936 nucleotides. RefSeq names its product olfactory receptor 11H4-like. Gene Ontology annotation, molecular function: G protein-coupled receptor activity; olfactory receptor activity. Bases 1 to 936 code for a protein of 311 amino acids. Gene Ontology annotation, biological process: G protein-coupled receptor signaling pathway. The transcript has a single exon. The record is from RefSeq and is a predicted model, not a curated record. Gene Ontology annotation, cellular component: membrane. NCBI's taxonomy places the organism in Eukaryota, Metazoa, Chordata, Mammalia, Diprotodontia, Vombatidae.
AUGUUCUCAGAGGCCAGGAACGUUUCUCACACAGUAACUGAGUUUAUCCUCCUGGGUUUUCCUAGCUGCUGGGAAAUCCAGGUGCUAAUUUUUUGUCUAUUCUCUGUGACUUAUAUUCUGACUAUCCUUGGAAACAUGGCCAUUGUCUGUGUAUACUGGGACUUCCGGCUCCACACUCCCAUGUACCUGCUGCUGGUCAACUUCUCCUUCCUAGAGAUCUGCUAUGUCAACUCUGAUGUGCCCAACAUGCUGGCCAAUUUCCUAUCUAAAACCAAAGCCAUUCCCUUUACUCGAUAUCUUCUCCAGUUAUACGUCUUUUCCCUGGGUACCACAGAGUGCUUAUUUCUUUCCUUCAUGGCCUAUGAUCAUUUCUUAGCCAUUUGCCACCCACUGCACUACCCCACCAUCAUGACCACUAAAUUCUGCAGUAACCUGGUCAUCUUUUGUUGGGCAUAUGGUUUCCUCUGGUUCUUGGCCCCAGUAGUUCUUGUCACUCAGCUACCAUUCUGUGGUCCAAAUGUUAUUGAUGACUUCUUAUGUGACUUGGGGCCAUUGCUGGCCCUGGCUUCAGCUUGUGUCCCUAUCCCAGGGACUGUUCUCAUAUGUGGCUCCAUGAGCUCCCUCCUCAUCUUUGCCACCUUCUUCUACAUCAUUGGAUCCCACACCUUAGUGCUGAGAGCUGUACUAGGAGUACCCUCAGUCUCAGGACGGCAGAAGGCCUUCUCCACCUGCUCUUCACAUCUGGUUGUGGUUCUUCUGUUUUAUGGCUCUGUCAUGAUGACAUAUGUGAGUCCAGGCUCAGGACGAGCAGAGGGGAUGCAGAAAUUCACUACUCUGUUCUACUCUGUGAUGACCCCUCUCUUCAAUCCCCUUAUUUACAGCCUCCGAAAUGAGGAGAUGAAGGAAGCCUUGAAAAAAGUUCUAGGAAGAGCUUGA